UUUUGAUGGUAGAAACUAAACAACACCGAACACGGUAUGCCGUGAAAACGUGUAAAAUACAAAUUAUAUUUUGAUAAGUGUAUAAAGCUGUGGGCCACGGUAACGAAUCAAAUAGUAUUUUUUAUAUUUUUAGUUCAGUUGUAUCUAGUGGAAAAUGAGUAAACCGAUGGCUUUAAGACGAAUUUGGCUUAAUAAUAUUGUUAAUUUUUUCCCUAAGACCGCCGGAUGCAACGCCUUAUGAGAAAUUUCAAGAGCUUUUCAGCGGUUUGACUCUCAUUUACAGACAAUUUGGCUAACUUUUGUGUGAAAAAAUAUGAUCAUUUCCAUAACCGCAUUUGGAUCGUCCAUAUGCGUUCUAGAGCCUGAGAUACCUGACAGGGGAAUUUAUUUUCCUAUGCGAUGUAUUUUAUUAUUUUAAUUUCAAAUAACUGCCAAGUUUUUCAACCAUAUGUGUUUACUCAUAGACAAAAUAAUUUAAAUUAAAAACAAUACCAUGAAGCUUAUACAAAUUAACCGGUAAAUUAAUUGACAUGAUCAAAAUUUAUUAAAAACAACUUUUUUCCUAAAUAUUGCCUAUACAAAACUCCUUAAAACCAAACGCAUGCAAUCCCCUUAACAAAAUAUAAUUUGUAUUUUACACGUUUUUACGGCACACCGUGUUCGGUGUUGUUUAGUUUGUAUUAUAAAACCAUCAAAAACGCCUGUGCAAAUUUUAGGUGAAAUCGUUUAAGCUGGCCUAAAAAUGUUUCAUGUCAACGUUAACAUAGCUUUACUGCGGUUCUUUUUAGUUCUCCUUUUUUUUACUGGAUAAGCAACUCAGUUAACAUUUUACUGGUAACCUCUUUAUCAAUUCAUGGUAUGGUGUUAUCUACACAAACGUAAUUUCUUAAAAAUUAAAAAACUGACAGAAGUCAACUCUCAAGUCUCAACAAUUAAAAAAUAAGUACUUGUACUUCGAUUUUUAUAACUUAGAUAAUUUGUGUAAGUAAUUAUAUAUUCAAGAAGUUAGUUAUGGAAGAAGUGGAGGAUCCUAUGGACGAAUGGUUUUUUAAUUCUUUCAAAAAGUACCACAAGUUACAAAUGUUUGGUAUUGAUAAACCCAUUCUAGCUAUGGAUUUAAGUAGUACAACUGCUGUAUGUUUAGCAUGCAAACAAAGUGAGAACACCGUUUUUGAAGUAUUAAAUUUGGAACUACCAAACAAACUGUACCAAUUGGAAAAUGAGCCUGACUCUAUAAAUACUAGUAGAGAUCUGAAAAUUAAAUGUGGCACCUUAACUACCAAUAAAUUAAUUGAUAUGAAAACAAUAUUCAAUAAAAAUAAAGUAAUAUUAUCUAAAGAAGGAAUGAAUAAUGUAAUUUUAUACCAAUUAAAUACUAAUAACUCAGAUCAAAUGAUCCCAAUCAUAUCUUUUGAUAGUAAAAUAGACUCUGGAAAAUUAGCAAUUAAUCAUUUAAAUGACACAUUUAUUGUAUGGGGAAGAGAAAAUACUUGGCAAAACGGAAAAUUGUUUGAUAUUGAAAAUAAUAAAUGUUUAUUAGUAUGUAAAGAUGAGUUAAAUGAUGCAACAAACAAUUAUGUACCACAGUUUAUAUCUAAAGACAAAUUAAUAGUUUUGAAUUCAAACAAUGGUGCAUUUGAUAUGUACUGUAUAACUAAUAACCAGCAUAUAAUUAACAUACCUCAACCAGAGGCUAAUAUGGCCAAAUGGUUUUCAAACACUGCUUACGUGAAUUUAGAGGAAACUACGAGUAAUAAUUUUCAAAUAAUUUCAAAUGCAGGAGAUUUGGUUGUAUAUGACUUAAGAUGUUUAAGAACUCCAAAAAUAUACAAAAGAAAUUUAUUUCCAGAAUGUAAUAAUGAUAUAAACAUUAACUUAGACCCGGGUAAUUUGAAAAGAACCGUUGUUAGUGGUUUUGAUGAAAACGUAUACAUUAUUGAAGAAGAGUCUAGUGGUGACGAAAACGUGAAACUCAAAUUCAAACACGAAGGUCAUUUGUUUAUAGAAAGUGAAUAUUCUAGUCAUAAUAAGAUAACAACAAGUUGUGCUUUAUGGUUACCAAUGUGUGGUGAUAAUACAUUAUUAUCUAGUGCAAAUAAUGGAUCCAUCCAAGGGUGGCAAUAUAUUUCCUAAAGCUCAAAGAAUUAACAAAAAUAAAUUAUUUUGUUAUACAUUUUAAUUGUUUAAUAAUCAUACAAUAUAUAAUUAUGUACAAAUAUUAAUUUAAUGUACAGUAUUAUUUUAAUAUUUAAGUGUUUUAUAUAAACAUAACGCCGUAUGCUGGAUAGACUCGGUAAACAAAACGUUGAAAUAACCCGUU
Messenger RNA from Adelges cooleyi (spruce gall adelgid), 2320 nucleotides. RefSeq lists its product as uncharacterized. Gene Ontology annotation, molecular function: protein binding. Gene Ontology annotation, biological process: cytoplasmic microtubule organization. Bases 1012 to 2133 code for a protein of 373 amino acids. The transcript is spliced from 5 exons. The record is from RefSeq and is a predicted model, not a curated record. Lineage: Eukaryota; Metazoa; Arthropoda; Insecta; Hemiptera; Adelgidae. Gene Ontology annotation, cellular component: spindle pole; cytosol.